GAUAUUUCGGUAAACUGAUGUCGAGUUUAAAGCCACGGCACUCACAAUCCACCUUCGGUGAUCAUAACAACUCUCGACCAAUACCCGCUAGAAUCAAGUUAAAGGGAACCAGACACUACAGAUGAGACAAUCAGUACUAGUGUUAACAUUUUUUGCGGAUUCUUAAAUGUGUUGUGUGUGUGUUUGAUUUGAAUUUAAUAAACCGGUAAUUAGUAUAAGGAGAACAUGGACUUGUAUUGCUGCGAGUCUGCAGAAAAUGAAAUUAGAGCAUACGAUGACCCGACUUUACUGCAGGAUAGAGUACUUAGAAAUUUACUCAAAACAGAGGAUCGGUAUGUUUUACCGAUCAAUGCCUCCCUCGCUGUACAAAAAGAGGUUACUGCCGAAAUGAGGAAGAUAGUCGCUGAAUGGAUGAUGGAGGUGUGUGAGGAACAAAAGUGUCAAGACGAAGUUUUUUCUUUAGCUAUGAACUGUAUGGAUAGAUUUUUAAUGUGUUGUUCUAUAAUGAAGAAUCAAUUACAGUUAUUAGGAACUACGUGUUUGUUAUUAGCAUCAAAGUUAAGAGAAUCGAGACCCCUAGCUGGUGAAACUUUAGUGUAUUAUACAGAUCAUAGCAUAAGGAGAGAUCAACUAUGGAAUUGGGAACUUCUAGUCUUGAGUAAAUUAAAAUGGGAUAUAUCCGCCGUCACGCCUCACGAUUUUCUAAAACAUCUUCUGAGUCGGUUAUUAGAAAAAGAUUGGAACAUUGGUUACAAACGAGUCCACAAUCACGCCAAAACCAUCAUCACCCUUUGCGCCACAGAAUUUGUUUUUUCGAGGUAUUGUCCUAGUAUUAUAGCAUGUGCAAGCGUUGCAUCUGCUUUGUGCGGAGUAGGAUGGACCUACAAGAGCGGUCAUACUCUAGAACAACUUUUGCAGAGAUUAACCGCAAUAACAAACAUAGAAAUGGAUUACGUGAAGGAAUGCCUUAACAAAAUAGAUCAGAUGAUCAAAGAUUCUUCUGCUCUGCCAGGCGAGGACUUCAAGUCUGUAAACGGUACAGCCAGACCGGGAGAAUUUACACCACCGCCUUUGGAAAAAAACCAGGAUCAUAACACAGCUUUAACCCCUACAGAUGUGCACGACAUCCAUUUUUGACACAAGAAAUAGGAGUGCGCCAGUGAUAAUAUUAGAAUACCUAGAGCUUCCAUAAACGUUUAUAAAAUUUAAAUGUGUACCUUAAAUAGAGACGUAUUUUUUUAAUAAAUUUUCUGCGCGUUGUGAAUCGGUUAGUAUGUGUAUAUCGAUAACACGAUAAUAGUGUUUAUUGUUUUUGUUUAAAUAUUUGGUGUGGAUGUAAGCGCUAUAACAGAAAAUAAAUGUUGAAGUGGGAGAGAAGAAUAAAAUGAAUGAUGAAAUGUCAUGAAAAACUUCGGGGGAAGGCAAUAAAUUACGCUUUAAGUGAGAAACAGUAGUUGGAUAUUUUUUUUGUAAAAUAAGUGCAGACUGGAAAACAAUUUUUAGAUAUUAAUAAUAUAACAUUAUAAGAGACCAUCUUUAAUAUGAAACGGAUAUAUAAUAAAUGUUAAAUUUUGAAGCAUCCAUGAAUAGUCUACUUAUAAAACAAGGUAAUAUAGUUAUAUAUAUAUAAUAAACUACUAUCUAUUAUUAGAAGCAUUGGAAUUAAAUAAACGUUUUUAGUUUAAAUUCAAGGUUUUGUUUUGUCUGUUAUGUGAGUAUGGAGAAUUUAUUUGCUACUAAAAUGGUUUUUAGACUUCAAGUUAGUUAGGUUAUUUAUGCAACCCAUACUAAAUUCCCACAAAAUACAUUUGUCAAAUAUUAGUUUCUUUUUGUUGAAUGAAUUUUAAUAUUUCUUAUAAGAACAAUUUAGUUAUAAUAAAUCGUUUCACAUAUUUUUGUAGAGUAUUGAUAAAAAAGUUAUUAUUAUAUACUGGUCAGAAUGUGCAAUAAUUUUAGUUACCAUCAUUCAUGGUAAUAUAUCAUUAUUAGGUAGAAACAAAAUUUUUUUACAUAUAAAUUUUUUAUCAAUAUAUAUAUAUAUGAUUUAUUGAAGAAUAAUUAUUUGAAUUAAUUUUUUCCUGUCUGGACUUAUGAACACCUCGUACACAGGGGUGGUAAUUAUAAAAAUCGAACCCCUUUAUAGUCAUUUGUACAUACACGAUUUUUGGUUCCUUAAACUGAUUUUUCCACAUCAGUUGAAUAAUAGUUUUUAAAUUAUUUACCUAAAUAUUUACAUUGUAGCAGUUCAAUCUGUUGCACAAUUUUGAAAAAUUACCAUUUUUUUUAUACCUAUUUAUAUAUAGACCUACAACAUUUUCCCUUAUUAUGCAGCUGUGAUAUCAAAAUUCAAUCUCGACUUUAUAUUUUGGAAUCUCAAUCAGAUCACAUCAAAAAAUACAUUACCAGAUAAAAUUGUGCAACAGAUCUUGACACAAAGACUGUACUAUUACCAGGUGUAAGAACAUAAAAAGGAAAAUAAUAGUUAAUUUAUCACCUGAAUUGUAAACAUCAAAUUUAGUGAUAUCAUUUUUUUUUUCAGUAUUCAAAAUUGAUUUUUAUUAGAUGAUAUAAAAAGGUAUGACUUAUUUGUUGAAAAAUAGAUGUCAUUAGAAUUGUUAUCUAUAAAAACGACGAAUUUGCAGAUAAAAAUAUGUACACUGAUAAUUUUUAAGGAAUCUUAAACAUUUAUAAACUUGAUUUUAUUCAAAACUAAAACAAAUUCAAUUCCUAACCUCAAUUAUGACAUAAAGCUUAUUAACACAGCUGGCAAUAAAAUUUGCAAAUUUUUUAUUAAUUUAAAAGAAAGCUUUUAAAGUUCUUAAUCAUACUUAGUUUCUAUUUAUUUGAGUGGAAAUGAGUACAAGUAGUAUCUUCAUAAUCAUUUUCAACCCCCUCAUUUCUUCACUGACUUUAACCCUUGAUUGAUUGGGCCUGUGAAAAGCUACGGGUUCAAGAAGGAUAAAAACUACAACAAGAUCCAUAACCUCAAAAUGCAAAAUUCAGAUUAGUAGAUUCUUUAUUGAACUCUUUGAAAUUUUAUCGACAAGCUGUAGAUUAAUAUUCUGAUUAAAUUAAUUUCUAUCAAUCUUUUUUUUUAUAGUUACCAUUUUAAAUAGAUGACAUAUUUUCUAAUUUAUGAUCUUUUGUUUAAACUAUCAAAAAAGUAGCACUGAAAGGAUGUUGUAAAUAAACUGGUGUUUAGGUGCCUCAUUCUUUACAAUUCCAGUUACAUAUUCGUCGAUUUUGUAAUAGAAUUAAUCCUAUUUUAUGCACUUAUACCUUUAUAUACGACUUAACUAACAUAGAUGAAUUAUUUGUACAAAAUAGGUGUUUCAAUUAUUUUUACAAUAAAUAGGUUAAAGUAUUUCUUUUUACAAUGUAAUUCUAUCCACUAUUAUGUACUUUAUCAAAUUGACUCGUCCCGAUAAUUUGAGGGUUAUUUUGUUUAAUUUUAUGUGAUUUCUCUUGCAAUGUAUAUGAUUUAAAAUAAUAAGAAAAUACUCUUGGCGGAUGAUGAUGAAUUCUGAUAGCAGUGUGGUGUUUUCAACCCCACUGUACAAAUUAUUCUAGAAAGAAUCAAUUUUGAAAUGUAUUAAUGUAGUUAGCUUACCACAAUGAACAAAAAUAGAACAGAAAUAACUAAAAUAUUUUAUCUUGUUAACACAUUUUAAAUACGAAAUUACAUUUCUUAUUUUGAUGUAUCUUUAGUAACGAAAUUUGAUGAAUAUUUUACAUCAUUUGUCUAAGGGUUCUAAAAAAGUGAUUUAAAAAUUUAUAUAAGCAUAUAUAAAAAAAUGCAAUGAAUUAGAUAAACAGAGCCAUAUUAUUUAAGUACCUAAUAUGCUUAAGCAUAGUUAUAUAUUUUACUAUGAUACAUUUGCUUAUAAUUAAUGUAAAUAUUUGUAUAUAUAUCUAAAAUCAUCUUGUUCAACCACAAAUCUCACUGCCAGUGUAGAAUUUACAUACCACUUUUUUUUGUUUAAUAUUUGCUCAUUUUUGUAUACAAUAGUUCAAGUUUAUAUACCUCAGUUGCAGUUCCAUUCAAUCAACAGAUCAAUAGUUUUUAUUGUACAGUUUCUUUCAAAUGUGUAAUAAUCAUAUUAUAUAUGCUUUUAUUUGUAAAUAAUUAUAUAUCUCUAAGAGAAUUUUUAUAAUAAAAAAAUAUUUACAACA
This is a messenger RNA of Diorhabda sublineata, 4173 nucleotides long. Its product is annotated as G1/S-specific cyclin-D2-like. The record is from RefSeq and is a predicted model, not a curated record. Gene Ontology annotation, biological process: mitotic cell cycle phase transition; positive regulation of G1/S transition of mitotic cell cycle; regulation of cyclin-dependent protein serine/threonine kinase activity. NCBI's taxonomy places the organism in Eukaryota, Metazoa, Arthropoda, Insecta, Coleoptera, Chrysomelidae. Gene Ontology annotation, molecular function: cyclin-dependent protein serine/threonine kinase regulator activity. Bases 226 to 1137 code for a protein of 303 amino acids. Gene Ontology annotation, cellular component: cytoplasm; nucleus; cyclin-dependent protein kinase holoenzyme complex. The transcript has 5 exons.